Mucor velutinosus is the source of this 1662-nucleotide messenger RNA. RefSeq names its product Phosphatidylinositol-4-phosphate 5-kinase. Gene Ontology annotation, molecular function: UDP-glycosyltransferase activity. The transcript has 3 exons. Bases 1 to 1662 code for a protein of 553 amino acids. The record is from RefSeq and is a predicted model, not a curated record. Lineage: Eukaryota; Fungi; Mucoromycota; Mucoromycetes; Mucorales; Mucoraceae.
AUGAAGCCACUUUUAUCGCUGGUAGCAUGCUGCUUGAUGGCUGUUUCUCUUGUAGCUUGUGCUCUCAAUCAAGAAGGUGCCAGUAACGCAACAUUACAGACAUUCAGACAGCCAAAGAAGAUUGCUUUUAGUGUCUUUAGUGGUGGUUCUUCUCAUGCAAAUUGGGUUCUUUCCAUUAUAGAGGAGCUUUCCAAGAGAGGCCAUAUUACUACUUUUCUGACAAAGGAUGGCCACGAAAAGUUUGGAAAGAACUUUCCCUCGAUAGAAACUGUGUCCAUGGGCGAUGAUACCAAAAACAACAAUGCGUUCAAGCUGUUAUCCGAGAAUAUCAGACAAGCGACGCUGGCAAGUACAAGUGUGAAUUUUAUAAAAGUGAUGGGAGCCACGUUUGAAGAAGACUAUCAAACUACUCUGGAGUUUUUCAAGUCAAGACAAAUCGACGUCGCUGUCUGCGAUCACUUUUGUAUCAGCUGUCAAGAGGCCAGCACUACACUUCAAAUCCCCUUUCUCAUCACAAACAGUCUUGCUGUAACGCCUGACACAGAAGCACCGUACAUCAACAGCGACGAUUUGCUCAUGCGAGCCCCAACCAGCCUCGAAAUGACAUUUAGCGAGCGUGUUUAUAAGCAUUUGAUUGAACCUGUCGAGAUAUUUCUCAAGACGUACACGCUCAUUCAGGAACAAAAGCAACGGUACCUUUCUUUGGGUAUCAAAGAUCCAGUGUACCCGCACGAAGAGAGAUGGAAGAAUUCUAUAAAAAUGUUCAAUACUGCAUUCGGCUUUGAGCCAGCGAGGCCUUUGGGGCCCUUGGUUGAGUUUAUAGGCCCCAUCAUUCCGAAAACGGCGGCCAGUGCACUGUCAAACGAGUUGGAACAGUUUCUCAUCAGUCAUCAGCGUGUGGCGUACAUUGCAUUUGGACAACAUGCCGUAUCUACCGAAAGUGAGAUCACUGUCCUACUGGCUGGGCUGCUAGAAGCAUACGAAGCAGGUGAUAUUGAUGGCAUUAUUUGGUCAACACGAGGUUUGGAUGGUAUCUUUCCUGUUAGAUUAACCACAGAAUCCAACACUACGUAUGCCAUUCAAGAGCUUAUGAAACAAGAAGCGACUGAUGAUAUUGUAUUCCUCAAUUGGGCGCCUCAGACAGCCAUUCUCGAACAUCCAUCGACCGUUGUAUUUGUCACACACGCUGGGGCCGGUUCAUGGCAUGAAGGAUUGCACGCCGGCAAGCGUCUGGUCUUUUUCCCAUUCUUUGCUGAUCAACCUGUGAAUUCGUUGAUGGGAGAAAAAUUUGGUAUGGGUCUCAAGGUCAACUAUAAAGACACUCGACAAGAGGCUGCCAGAGUAAUACAGCGGGUGGCUAGGGAUGAAGACGGUUCUUUCCAAGCAAGCGUCAAUCGAUUCCAGGCAUUGGUUCAGAUCAAGAGUAAAGCAGGUGUUGGUAAGGGUGCUGACCUGGUGGAGGAAGUUGCUUUUAUGCAUCAAGACACUCUUCUCCAUCACCGCAGAGAUGUCAAGCGCGACCUAUCUUUUAUCAAGGCUCACAAUAUGGAUGUUUAUGCAUUUGGUUUUGUAAUAGCUUGUUUGCCGUUAUUUGCAGCCAUGUUCUCAUUGAGCGCCUACUUUAAGAGGUAUACUUUGCAUGUGAAAGUCAAAAUGCAGUAA